GUUGUGCUUAGCCCCGGCACCUCGUAUCCCCAAGGCUGAGCCUCCAGCCGUUCAUCAUGCUCGUCGCCAACAGAAACAAUCGCAAGCCACAACCCAGCAUACUUUUUGAGCCCAACUCCUAUCUGAACACUUGAAAAUGAGGCCCCGUCGCCGUUUCUGUGCCGCACCCUCCAACAAUUGUCCACAUCCUGACUUGCGCGGUUGUCCUCAAAAGAGAGCGCCUCUUGAAACUCAUAAUGUUGUUGCCACGAAAGUCUAGGGGCGGGCACUCGUCCAGUGGUUAUUCUUCCUCCAGUUAUAACGACUCGCCAUGGAACGAAGAGGUUACAUUCUCGAUGUACAGCGUGUAUGGACGCAGAUCGUACUUCAUUGCGCAGCUCGCUUUCGAGUUCCUCAUAUUGGGAGUGCUAUUUCUCUUCCUUUUUGGCUGUUUUUUCAUCAGACAGCCUAAGGCGCUACCCAAGACUCUCCCUAAGAAGGCUCUUGUCUUCGGGAUAUUGAGCUAUAUCCUCUCCGAGCUCCUUACAAUCCCUUACAUGUUCUUCUAUAUUUGCGAGGUCACAGUGAAGCAGACCUAUGUUGUCAUGUUAAUGCUCCAGACGAUAUUCUGGCUUCUCGCCAUGUUUCUCAUGUUCUACGUCUUCUACCGAGUCAUCCAAGCGUAUCUCAACCGAGUUGCGAACGGCGGCAAGACAUUCCUUCCCGUGUCCGUACUGCACUGGGUUCUCCUGGGUGUUUUGGGGAUCCUCAUGGUGGUCAACGCUGCCAUGUACAUUGCUCUCCUCGUCAUGGAGGUGAACGGAAGCAACCCACUGCGAAUACUCGGACACUACAGCAGGAUUGUUGAGGCUCGCAUCAUCGUCUCGUGGCUGAUGUCUCUGGAGAUUCUCGUGUGGACAAUCUUCAUCAUUGCGAAGUCGAGAUUUAGCAGCAAGACCGGAUCUAUAACCCUUGCUUUGGCAGGAUUCUUCCUCUUUGUGUUUAACCUCGAGCAGCUGAUCGUGACAAUCAUGUACAAUUUCGAAUCGAAGUUGCCGCCAGCGUAUUUGAACAUGGCCACCUCAAUCGUCGCCUUCUUCUGCGCAAUCGGCAUAUACUUCGGCCUCAUCUUCUGCUGUAUCCAGUGGUGCAAGGCCAGCAAGAUCUAUUCUCAAGAGCAUGCUCAAAACGUCCAGCAUGCCCCAUAUGCCCAGCAUGCCCAGCAUGCUCAGACUCUUCCUCCUCCCCCUCCAGGCCCUUACGCUCCUAUGUCCUCAUACGAGCCAUAUCAACCGCCGUCACCCCAGCCUCCUAGCCAUCCAGCACAUUCUAGCUACUCGAGCCCUGUGAAUGGUGGCCUAAGCCCCGUGAAUGGUUACUCGAACCCCGCGAACAGCAACGGACAAUUUCCUCCAGCCGAGCUCCACAGUGAGAGCGAUGCUGGAUCGCAUGGGCUCCCAGCUAAUCAACAAUACCAACACCAUCCUCACGCGUGAAAUGACCGAUAUCAAUAAGAUCAGUCGACUUUUCUCGCAAGAAUAACUUUCCUAUCCUAUUUGAUGAUACCAUUUGCGUUGGAUGUUUUUCGGGUUGAGUUUCCAGGUCUCUAAUGAUAUUGAGCGAUGAAUCAGACAUACCCUGUCUCGACUUUUUUAUUAUUGACGAAACGCACGCUAUGCAUAUAAUAUAACCAUCUAUUUAAAUAAG
Molecule: messenger RNA, 1686 nt
Organism: Aspergillus novofumigatus IBT 16806
Lineage: Eukaryota; Fungi; Ascomycota; Eurotiomycetes; Eurotiales; Aspergillaceae
Exons: 3
Coding region: 237-1475 (412 amino acids)
Source: RefSeq, a predicted model, not a curated record